Molecule: messenger RNA, 1094 nt
Organism: Syngnathus typhle (broad-nosed pipefish)
Lineage: Eukaryota; Metazoa; Chordata; Actinopteri; Syngnathiformes; Syngnathidae
Gene: tmbim4
Product: transmembrane BAX inhibitor motif containing 4
Exons: 7
Coding region: 100-810 (236 amino acids)
Biological process (GO): negative regulation of apoptotic process
Cellular component (GO): membrane
Source: RefSeq, a predicted model, not a curated record
AAAUUCGAUGACGUCAUAACUACGCGUCCGAGCUCCACAUCGGUCCUCAGUUUAUAAUCUGCCGUUUUCAGGACAAAAGACAACUGGACCAUUUUAACGAUGAGCUGUGAAAAAUAUCCGAGAUCUUCGAUUGAAGAUGACUUCAACUAUGGCACUAAUGUCGCUACAGCCAGCGUACAGAUACGUAUGGAUUUUUUGCGGAAGGUGUACACUCUCCUAAGCUUGCAGAUCAUUCUGACGACGGGCACAUCUGCCCUUUUUAUGUUCUCUCAAACCAUCAAGGAUUUUGUUCAUGCCAGCCCUGCUGUUGUUUUGGUUUCCGCUCUGGGAUCUUUGGUCUUGCUUCUGGCCUUGGCUGUUUACAGACACAAGCAUCCAGUCAACCUCUACCUGCUGUUUGUAUUUACUUUGCUGGAGGCCAUCUCAGUGGCCACUGCUUUGACCUUCUACGAAUACUCUACCGUGCUCCAAGCCUUGUUCCUGACCUGUGCCGUGUUCGCUGGACUGACUGCUUACACCUUUCAAUCCAAGAGAGAUUUCACGAAACUGGGAGCAGGCCUUUUUUCUUGUUUGUGGAUCCUCCUGAUUGCAAGCGUUAUGAGGGUGUUUUUUAACAGCGACAGCACAGAGCUGCUGUUCGCCGGAACCGGGGCGUUCAUCUUCUGCGGUUUCAUCAUCUACGACACCCACCUGCUGAUGAAGCAGCUCUCACCCGAGGAGCAUAUCUUGGCCUCCAUCAAUCUCUACCUGGACAUCGUCAACCUCUUCCUUCACAUUUUGCGUAUCCUAGAUUCGAUGAAGAAGCACUAAAAAAAUAGUCGGUGCCUAUUUGAAAAGCUUGAAUUCAAUCUCGCGUCGGAUUGUGACAACAUGGCCGCCUUUGGUUUUAACACUGUGGGCACCUGUACUGGUAAUUUAUUCUUUUGCUUUCGCUUUACACUCAAAUCUGGUGGGUAAAUUGCUAUAAAUUGAAAAUCUCUUCUGAAGGGAUCAGAUUAUUGUUAUCCUGUUAUGUGAAAUGGAAUAUCUUUGUAUGUCUGUUUUGAAUAUGCAUUUAAUAUAAUUGCUCUAAAAAUAAAAUACUUUAAAAUGUA